This is a messenger RNA of Coffea eugenioides, 1625 nucleotides long. RefSeq names its product cytochrome P450 86A1. The transcript has a single exon. Gene Ontology annotation, molecular function: iron ion binding; heme binding; monooxygenase activity. Lineage: Eukaryota; Viridiplantae; Streptophyta; Magnoliopsida; Gentianales; Rubiaceae. The record is from RefSeq and is a predicted model, not a curated record. Bases 1 to 1569 code for a protein of 522 amino acids.
AUGGAAACCGUGUUGCUUUUUACCAUAGCCAUUGGUACUUCAACUUAUCUCCUAUGGUUCUAUCUUCUAGCUCGAAAGCUUACCGGUCCAAAAGUUUGGCCAUUUUUUGGCAGCCUUCCAUUUUUAUUCUUGAACCGAAGACGAUUUCACGACUGGAUAGCUGGAAACCUCCGGUCCACCGGCGCAGCUGCCACGUACCAAACAAGCACCAUUUGUAUACCAUAUCUGGCACGUAGACAAGGGUUCUAUACGGUCACAUGCCACCCUAAAAACAUCGAACACAUUCUCCGAACCCGGUUCGAUAACUAUCCCAAAGGCCCCACAUGGCAAACCGCCUUCCAUGAUCUUCUCGGGCAAGGUAUAUUCAACAGCGAUGGUGAAACAUGGCUUAUACAGAGAAAAACUGCUGCCCUCGAGUUUACAACCAGGACUCUUCGUCAAGCCAUGAAUAGGUGGGUGAACCGGACCAUCAGAACCCGGUUGUGGGUUAUUCUGGAGAAGGCUUCCAAAGAACACAUUGCAGUGGACUUGCAGGACUUGCUACUACGCUUGACAUUCGAUAACAUUUGUGGCCUUACCUUCGGUAAAGAUCCCGAAACCCUCUCCCCUGAAUUACCCGAAAAUCCUUUCGCCAUAGCCUUCGAUUCAGCGACUGAAGCAACACUGCAAAGAUUGCUCUACCCCGGUUUUUUAUGGAGGUUGAAGAAAAUCUUCGGUUUUGGAGCUGAAAUGAGACUAAAGAAAAGCCUUGAGGUCGUGGAAACCUACAUGACUGAUGCUUUAGACGCACGUAAAGAAACUCCGUCCGAUGAUCUCUUAUCCCGCUUCAUGAAAAAGAGGGAUGUCGACGGAAAUCUCUUCCCAAGCUCAGUCCUCAAACGCAUUGCGCUCAACUUUGUUCUUGCAGGCCGCGACACUUCCUCUGUAGCUCUCAGCUGGUUCUUCUGGCUUGUCAUGAACAACCCUCGAGUUGAGCAAAAGAUCGUCAACGAAUUAUCCACCGUUUUACAAGAUUCUCGAGGCGAUGACAUAGAAAAGUGGAUUGAAGAGCCAUUGGUGUUUGAUGAAGCCGACAGGUUAGUCUAUCUUAAAGCUGCAUUAGCUGAAACCCUCCGUUUAUACCCCUCAGUGCCUGAAGACUUCAAAUAUGUAGUCUCCGACGAUGUCUUGCCGGACGGGACGCAUGUUCCGGCUGGUUCAACGGUGACUUAUUCGAUAUACUCGAUGGGAAGGAUGAAGACUGUGUGGGGAGAGGACUGCAUGGAGUUUAAACCGGAGAGGUGGCUCUCCACCGCUGGAGACCGGUUCGAGCAGCCUAAGGAUGUUUACAAAUUUGUCGCGUUCAAUGGUGGACCGAGAACUUGUUUAGGCAAGGACUUGGCUUACCUCCAAAUGAAGUCUGUGGCUUCAGCAGUGCUUCUUCGUUACCGGCUAUCACUGGUCCCCGGUCACCGGGUUGAACAAAAGAUGUCUUUGACCUUGUUCAUGAAGCAUGGUCUGAAAGUGUAUUUGAGUCCACGUCUGCUUGCAGCUCCAGCUCCAGCAUCAAUGGUUGCCAUGUCAGCAUAAAAGGUGACAAAGUAAAAUUGGGAGUUUUGAAUGAGGGCAGAACUGGAAUUUCACAG